This is a messenger RNA of Cucumis melo (muskmelon), 1278 nucleotides long. Its product is annotated as PLASMODESMATA CALLOSE-BINDING PROTEIN 3. Lineage: Eukaryota; Viridiplantae; Streptophyta; Magnoliopsida; Cucurbitales; Cucurbitaceae. The transcript has 4 exons. The record is from RefSeq and is a predicted model, not a curated record. Bases 334 to 921 code for a protein of 195 amino acids.
AUACGAACCUUUUUAUAUCUCUCAUAUUUAAUUCACUUCAAAGAGAAAAAUUAAAUUAAUAUUUAUCAAAAUAAUAAUAAUAAUAAAAAAAGCCUAAAACUUAGCCUACUCGUGCUCGUAUAUAAUAAUGUCCCUUCCUUUCUAAUGAUCUUUAAUUUCUGUCAACAACAAAAAAAAAAAAAAAAAAAAAAGAAACUCAAGAAAUCCUUUCUUCACCAUUUUUCUUCUCCUCUCUUGUUAGCUCGCACUUUCUUUCACUCCAUCGAAAUCUGAGUUCUCUUUUUUUUUGUGGGGGUUCUUCAAGGUUUUGAGCUUGAGUGUUGAUUUCCAAUCAUGGCUGUUUUUGUGUUCUUUGUGUUUUUUCUUGCGCUAACUGGUCGAUCUUGUGCGAACUAUUGCUUGUGUAGAGAUGGGGUUGGUCAAUCCGUCCUUCAAAAGGCACUGGACUAUGCCUGUGGAAAUGGAGCUGACUGUGCUGCAAUCCUCUCCAAUGGCGCUUGUUUUCAGCCCAACACUGUUAAAGAUCACUGCAAUUACGCUGUCAACAGUUAUUUCCAGCGAAAGGGGCAAGUCCAAGGAAGCUGUGACUUCAACGGCGCCGCCACGCCCAGCGUUACCCUCACUGCCUCUGUGCCCUCUGGUUGCGUCUAUCCUUCUAGCCCCAGCAAUGCGGGAACAUCGCCAACGAACGGUGGAACUACGCCGACGAACGGUGGAACUACGCCGACGAUGACACCAGGGACGCCGUCGACGACGACUCCAGGAAUGACACCGACGGUGUUCGGUAACGGAAUAAGCCCGAGUGGGAGCGGCACCGGGUUCAACGACGGUAGCGGCGGCGUGGGUUUCAAUGAAAAUAGGAACUUGCUUUUGGCAGUGGGGCUAACUCUGUGGCUUUCCGUAUUGUUUCUCUGGGGAUGAUGAAGAUGGCGGAUCGGAUGGUGGAUCUCGAUGAAUGGUUGAGAUCUUGCCACGUAUGUAGGGGUUACUUUUGACGAUUGGAUGUGGAAGGAAGAAUCUAGAGGCAAACCCCACUAGGGAUUUCUUUUCUUUUCUUUUCUUUUCUUUUUUUCUUGUUAAUUUUUUGUUAUUUCUAAUGUUAUUCCAUUAAAGAAAAAGAAAAAGAAAAAAAAAAUGGGAGGGAGGAUGUUUGAUUCCUUUUUUAGGGGGAGGAGGAGGAUGGAGUGUGGAAUCUUUGAUGAAUGAUUUUUGGGGGGAAAGAUGUGUUGUUGUAUAUUUGCUAGAGUUUAUUUAAUUUCUAAUUUUAUGUUGUUGUAA